AAUUCAGCUUGGCGAUGUUGAAAAGAAGCUUGACCUAAUUCUAAAAUUAGUUUGCGAGGAGAAGCAGGAUCGCGUCCAACUUCAGCCCUCAUUACCAGAAUUGCCAGCAUCCAGCCUUGCCAAACUCCCAGCCAUCCCCGCUGUCUACGCAUCUGCAUCAUCCACAUCUGCUGAAGGAGCUAGAAGCUCAAUUAGCCAGAAAAUCGGCCCAGAUCAAACAUCUCCUGCAACUCAAGUCAUUGCAGCCUCACUAGACCGUAUUCAACCCACUUUGCUGGCCAUCAGAUCUACCGGACCAAUCAGUCCACCUUCUCAACAAUCAGACCUUCCAUUGUACCAAUCUUCAUCUUCAUCAGUACCGAACUCUGCUAGCCCAACUUACUUUAACUUUACCAAUUGCAUGUCGCUCGAGGCUCAUAGUGCCUCAGUAUGCUCAGAAGACUCCGGAGGUACCGCAGACGCAGCAAAGGUUCCGGAUGAACGUGAACCAGUGAAAAUGGCUAGUCAAGCUUCUUCUCUGGGGCUCAGGCAACAAAUUGCAAACUGCGGACAGCUAAAUUUAAAAGCAACGGCGUUGGAGGCUAAAAGCUUGACUACAUCUGAGCAAACGAAUCCAGAGGUUGGUAAUACUGGUAAAAGUUUGUUAUCUUUAACAGUACUUUAA
Protopolystoma xenopodis is the source of this 664-nucleotide messenger RNA. The record is from the annotation of a GenBank genome assembly. Lineage: Eukaryota; Metazoa; Platyhelminthes; Monogenea; Polystomatidea; Polystomatidae.